Messenger RNA from Bactrocera dorsalis (oriental fruit fly), 7098 nucleotides. Its product is annotated as histone-lysine N-methyltransferase trr. Gene Ontology annotation, biological process: positive regulation of transcription by RNA polymerase II. The transcript has 9 exons. The record is from RefSeq and is a predicted model, not a curated record. Lineage: Eukaryota; Metazoa; Arthropoda; Insecta; Diptera; Tephritidae. Gene Ontology annotation, molecular function: histone binding; transcription coactivator activity; histone H3K4 methyltransferase activity. Gene Ontology annotation, cellular component: MLL3/4 complex; nucleus. Bases 324 to 6812 code for a protein of 2162 amino acids.
GUUUCUCUAUAAAAACAACUUUAAUAUUUUUCAUGUAAAGCAGUAUCAAAGAAAACUUUUAAGAAAUUAAAGCUAGAAGACACUAAAGUAAAUUUAUUUAAUUCACUAUUUGUGAAUGCUGGAAGUGAAUAUUGUUAUUUGUUUAAUUAUAUGUGCAGGAUUCAACGAUAUUGUCAUAGCAUAUUAUUCAAGAAUGGAUUGUAAGGAAGAGUUUGUAUGUUUUGUGUAGUGUUUUUUUUAUAAAAUAAAGGUCGCGGAGCCACAAGAUUUUUUAUUAUUCAUAAAUAUUUUGACUCAUAAAUGGUAAAGUGUAACAAAAAAUCAUGAAUCAAAUAAAAAAUAUUGGAAGUUCUGAAAAUCCAAAACAUAACUUCCAAGGCAAUAAUACUACUCCAGUAAAACGGAAUAAUUCUACAGAGAUAAGUAUAAGUUCCACGAAGAAAAUUAAAUUAGAUAAUACUGUUUGGAAUACUGAUGGUAUUUUAAUUAAGAAACCAGUGAAUGAGAGCACCAAGGACGAACAUACAAAGAAGAGUUUCAAAAAAGAAUCUGUGGUAAAAACUUUGCAAAAUUUUCCAAAUCAAGAUGGUGAAGUAUCUGGAGAAAAAGGAAAAUCGGCGUUUAAUAACAUCCGAAAUAUAACUAUCCCAUCACCAUCGAGUCCACGUAAUUCAGAAGACAUUGUGGUUAUUUCGUCCAGUGCAGCAGACUAUAUUGUUGACAAAGAUUGUGAAAAAAGCAUCAGAAAUAAGCCUAUACCUGAAGCAAGUAACACUCUACUUAAUACUAACAUAACGGGACGAAAAGAGGUAAAUUCCAAAUGUUCUGGACAAACGGAAACAGCUGAUGUAGGCAUAUUGCCUUUAAAUCAAGAAAUAAAUACUAAUGAAUUUGAUGUUGUCAUGUUGUCAUCUAUACAGGAACAAAAGCCAAUACAGCAAUUGUCUUUAAGUUCUGAUAAUAGUCAUUCUGGAUCGCUAUCUCGUGUGGUAGCUUCAGGUGGAAAUAUUAUGCGACCAAGUACAGUGACUUACACACGUAUAACCACUGCAAGUACAAUAUCCGCCGGCUUACCACAAAAUGCAACAGUAUUGAAUAGAAGGAAUAUUUCUCCAAAUUUGAAGAAUCAGCAAGUAAUGACGACAAGUAAAAAACUGGCAUCGGAGGUUACACAAACUACAGCAAAAGUUUCAAUUGGUAAUACUACAAUAUCUGUUCCAUUAUUAAAGCCUCUAAAUUCCUCACAACAUGUACAUCAAAGCAACUCAGGAUCUUCCGAGAUUCAGAAGCAAUCCCAAGCGAAUACGCAAACGUCUUCACAGCAACUUUCAUCUCAAACGCAAAUAAAUUUGAGCAAAAUUCUGACUACAAAGCAAGGAUAUAAAGGCAGUCAUCCAACUAUAGUAUCACUUUCACAACUUCAAAUUAAACCAGUGUCAACAACAAAAUUGGUUCAAACUAAAGUUUUUGGUAAGAAACUACCACAACUUCAGUGUUCAGUAGCAACAAAUUCGCAGCCUAAUUCAGGACUUGUUACCAUUGCCGUAUCAAAAGCUAAACCAAAUAUAGCUCUCAAUCAAUCGAGUUCAAAAAAAAUUAAUUUCAAAACAGAUUCCGGAGGAUUAUUACAUAAUAAUGUCAAUUUAGAAGAUGGAUCAAGUGUAUCUGACAGUAAUGCUGCUAUGGACAAAAUGGAUUUUACAAAUGAAAAAGUAGAAACAUCUAUCAGUGAUAAUCAUAUGCUAGACUCCAAUACAUCGAAAACUUUAGGUUCCAUACAAAAUUCACUGAAGAUAGUAUCUCCAGCCACUGAUGAAAUUCCCCUAAAUAAAACAGCGGCUACUAUUAAAAAAGUUUUAAAUCCAAAUGUAAAUAUCUUACCUUUACUGACGCCACUGUCAAAGAAUACGGAGCAACAAGGAAACACAAAUAUUUAUCCAGCUGUUAGUAUAAUUAGACAAAAUAUUCCUCAAUUAAUUACUACAUCAGCUACAACCACUUGCGUAUCCGUUUCAACAGGUGUGUCAGAUAAUAAUGUACAGACAGAAUUCCACAGUACAAAGCAAGCAAAUCUGAAUAAUUUAUGUGGAAAAUUAAAUUCUUCAUCCAUAAUUUCGAUUCCAAAAAAUAUUUCGUUAGUUUUAUCGAAAAAUAACACCAACCAACAAUCGAAAGCGACUAUAGUUUCUAAUUCGGUUAGAAACGCUAACUUAAUCGAUCAGAAGAUAAAAAAAAUCAAUUUAACUGUUUCAAGUGCCCUUAAUGUAUCAGCAGUCAGUUCAAUGAAUACGGUACAGCCUUUUAAUACCAGUAAUAAUUCAUCGACACAAAAUCACUCACAACAUUCACAAGAUACAAGUCCAAUUAAUAAAUCUGCUGUUAUAUCAGUCGCAGUACAGCCUCCUAGUUUACUAAAUUCAACUGAUCAGAGCCUACUACCUCGUAAAACAGUCAAAGUAACACCCUACACGCUGUCUUCGCUGGGCCAACAUUUAGAUAAGCGAUGUAAAUCACUUGAAGUACAUGAACAAGAGCAUCGUCAGAAUAUUUCACAAAAUGUCGAUAUUUUACCUGCAAAACGCAACAAAUAUGAAAAUCCUGAGGUCAGUGCAGAUGUAUUUGACAGUUUGAACAAAAAAGAAGCUGUUGAUAAUCCGCAUUCCUACGUUGAUGCAAAAUCCAUAAAAAAUCUUGACAAGCAUGGAAACAUUGAACUUAAUAAGUCACCUAUGACUGUUCCUAAAUCAGAGGAUUCCAACAAUGUUCUGCUUAAGAAACUUCUUCAAAAUUCGAGUAGUUCACAACAUCUAAAUAUACACACGUCCAUAUCUACAAAUAUGCUUAACCCAGUUACGAACUCAACACCUGCAUCUGUUUGUAGUCAAGUAUUAUCUGCCAGAAAAGUAAUUAAUGUACGUGCUCCUAGUUUGGGUUUAGUUAGUUCUCUGGAGGCGCAGUUAGCUCGUCCAGUUAUACCUCCUGUCCCUGCGACAACUUCAGCAUCGGUUCAAAGUGAAAUUCCAAAAUCACAGAAAUCUGAUACUCAAGAAGAUUUACUAAAUAAAAUCAACAAUGAAGUAACAGUAUCUCAAAAUGACGGAAAAAUAAAGUGUGUUCAAGUAAUUUCAAAGGAAACGUCGUUUGUCUCCAACCCAAACAUUAGCCCAUUCCCAUUAGAUGAUCCGUGUCGCUCUAAAUUAACAGUUACUGGACAGGGCCUUGAAAAUGAGUCGUUUAAAGCAAGUAAAACUACGUGUGAGAAAAAUGAUACCAGUAAUACUUCCCAACAAAACUACUCACAUAAUACGCAGCCAAAAGAAUGCAAUGGAAACGAGGCGAAAGAAGGAAAUUCACUGGGAAAUAUUUGUCCCUUAAAUAAAACCAGCAUAAAUAGUCAGACUUUGGGCAGUGAUGUAUUAGCCAUUUUCACACCUAGCACUGAGCGGAAAGAAGAGACAAACGUUGAACAUUUUUCCAGUUUUGUAUCAUCUUUUCCGGCUUUGACGGACCCAUCAGAAAAUGCGGAAAAGAGCGAAAAUAUAAGAACUAAAGCUAAUGUGAAUAAUCUGUUAGAUGCAUCUACGAAGUCAAAAGUGCCAUCGAGAUAUGAUAACGAGACACAAAAUUCGAAUACCCAAGUUAAUUUAAAAUUGGACAAUAAAAGUAAUUUAAAUGAAAAGAAUUUACUGUCUGAAUGCAAUGAUUCCACCAAUAUUGUAUCUAUUGAUCAGAAGACAAUAGCUGUAGAUAAAGACAUUGAGUCAAGAAAAAAACGGAAAAGAGAAUACCAAAAGCAACGCAGGUUGUUGCUAAGUGGUAAGGAGAGUAAUGCGAACGCAGUUAACUCUACUACAAAUGUACCUGGACCAAAAAAAAGGUCAAGAAAACUUUCCAAAAUCGAAGAAGACUAUGACAAUUUUAUUGAUAAUUUAAUGACUCAUCUAAAACAAAUGAAACCGUUGCAAGUAUUGGAACCUUUAUUAAAUAGAAAUUUUCUCGUUUGUAAUGCAUAUGGGUUAAGCAGCAAUCUUCCUCGUGGAGUAAGUAGUAAAGAGAAUGGUGAUCUUUCACAAACACCUCCGCUUUUAGGGGAGUAUGGAAAUGCGCAUCAUUCCAAUGCAAGUACCUUAUACGAUACGGAGUCAUUUCUUUCGUCAGAAAACAAUAAAGAUAAAAAGUUGUCUACAAUACAAAAUGAUUUUUAUGACCAGGAAUUCUCAUCAAAUAUGCGAAAUAAUUACAGCGACAGAUACUUGCGAGUAUGGAGUAUUAUGAAAGAACGCAACAUUGAGUCGUCAGAUAUUGUAACUAACUGUAGUGUCAAUAGUGUCGACAUAGUAAAUACGAUUGGGGAAAAAUUCAAUAUGCUUUCACUGCAGCAAUUUAUUUAUCCCGGUUUAGUUGUUAUGAAUAAAAACAAUGAGCAUUAUGUGGACCGAAUGUCACCAGGUAUCCCAUUUAUCGACUCAACAUUUAAUAUGAAAAAAGGUGGCCUUGUAAAAGCGGUAAAGCAAAUUGACGGCAUUGAAAAUGUUAACCAGAUUUUACAUACUGGAACUGAUAUCAGGACGAAACGUGAUGAAAGCCACAACCGAGUGGUUACAUUAUCCGUUCAAUUAUCUGCUGUUAAUAAUAUAUUUGGGGUACUUAAAGAUUUGGCGAAUCUGUUACAUAUACCAACACCGACAAUGUAUAAAAUAAUUGAUAAGCCAACAUUUAAUUUAUCUCAUGACCUUAUACCAAAGAAUAACAUUAAAUUGACAACUAAAAGUCAAAUAAGUUUACAGCAAGAUGUUAUUAGUGGUAGAAAAAAAAUUUGCUAUAAUUGUGGUGCCUCGAUUUCAGAUUCAAAAAUUAAAUCUUUUAAAGUACCUUUUUGUGAUAUGCAAGAAAUCCGCCCUUCUACCUUGUCUCCAGAUUUAUCGCCAAUGACCUUGCAGUUCUGUGACAAAUAUUGUUACGAACACUUCAAUAAUCCUCAUAAGGCUCUUAGCUCAAAUGUAAAAUCAAAAAUUGAAGAUGCACAAAUAACUUCUGAACAAAAGUUUUGCGAGGAAAACCUAGCUGGGAACAGAUCUUUGGCCAAUCAAAAUAAUAUAUCUAAAAGUUGCAUUUACAAACACUACAAUGUUAACUGUUUUAAAGAGUCAAAUCAAAGAAUUAGUCGUGUUUCUGAAAGUGUUACGAAAGGCGGUGAAAUAUGUGUGGAAGGAAUUAACGAUCAAAAUGGAUUUGCUAGUUGUAUCUUAAAUAGUUCUAUUGAAGAUAUACGUGAGUGUGUUUUUUGUUAUCAACGAGGAGACGGUGUACCCAAUGGACCAUCGCGGCUACUCAAUUUUGAUAUAGACAAAUGGGUACAUUUAAACUGCGCUCUGUGGUCCAGCGAAGUGUAUGAGACUAUAAGCGGUGGCCUUAUGAACUUUCCCGCAGCUUUACAGAUGGGCCUUAAUCAAUCGUGUAGCGGAUGUCAACAACUCGGCGCCACAGUGCGCUGUUUUAAAAAUCGUUGCAAUCAAGUUUUUCAUUUACCAUGUGCAAUAAGAGAGCAUUGUGUUUUCUAUAAAAACAAAACCAUACAUUGUCAGCAACAUGCAAAUCGAUUAGAAAAAGAAAAUGAAUUGUCAUGUCUUACCGUUCAUAGACGUGUGUUUGUUGAAAGGGACGAAAAUAGGCAAGUGGCGACUGUAAUGCAUCACUCAGAAUUAACAAACUUACUUCGAGUUGGUACCCUAAUUUUUUUAAAUAUUGGCCAAUUACUUCCUCAUCAGUUAGAAGCAUUUCACACCAUAGAUCAUAUAUAUCCUGUAGGAUACAAAGUAAUUCGAUUUUACUGGUCGAUGAAGAGACCGAAUCGACGUUGUCGAUAUGUAUGCUCAAUAAAUGAAUCUGCUGGUCGCCCUGAAUUCCGCAUUCAAGUGCAGGAGCCUGGAAGCGAAAUCGAGUUGCGCGAUUCCUCCCCAAAUGCGGUUUGGAAACAAAUUUUGACCCCCAUCGCAUUAAUGCGUAAAAACAAUAAAGUUGUGCAACUAUUCCCUCAAUUUAUUUCUGGCGAAGAUCUGUUUGGAUUAACAGAGCCUUCUGUAGUUCGUAUUAUAGAGAGUUUACCGGGUAUAGAAACAUUAACAAACUAUCGUUUUAAAUAUGGGCGGAAUCCACUGUUAGAAUUGCCUCUUGCAAUAAAUCCAAGUGGUUCUGCACGCACCGAGCCAAAGCAGCGACAAAUUGUUGCUUGGAGAAAGCCUCAUACCCAAAGAACUGGCUCAGCUACAAAUCAACGUAUGGCAAAUUCUACAACAUCUAUUGCAGGUGAAAUAGCAUGCCCCUAUAGUAAGCAAUUUGUCCACUCGAAAAGUUCUCAAUAUAAAAAAAUGAAACAGGAAUGGAGAAAUAAUGUAUACUUGGCGAGAUCAAAAAUACAAGGGCUUGGUUUAUAUGCUGCGCGUGAUAUAGAAAAGCAUACUAUGAUAAUUGAAUAUAUAGGGGAAGUUAUUCGCACCGAAGUGUCAGAAAUCAGAGAGAAGCAAUAUGAAGCAAAGAACCGAGGAAUAUAUAUGUUUCGCCUGGAUGAAGAUAGAGUCGUCGAUGCUACCUUGUCUGGAGGAUUAGCGCGUUAUAUAAAUCAUGCUUGCAAUCCUAACUGUGUAACUGAGACUGUUGAUGUUGAUCGUGAACUUAGGAUAAUAAUAUUUGCUAAGCGAAGGAUUAACAGAGGUGAAGAGCUGUCUUAUGAUUAUAAAUUUGACAUUGAAGACGAUGCUCAUAAGAUAUCUUGCAUGUGUGGUUCUCCUAAUUGCAGAAAAUGGAUGAAUUAAGCAGCUAUAUACAUAUACAUACAUAAACUAUAUUAAGAAAACUCAUAUCAAUGUUGUAUGAAUUACAAUUAUUAAAAAAUACUUAUAGAUAGUUAUAAGCUGGGGUAUUUAGUACCCUAAAUAGUUAUCUGUAAUCUUGUAACAUUAUAUAUAAUAAAUUAAAGUUGCUUGGAAUUUUGUAUUUGCAGAAUAAUCACGAUUAUUAUUUUUAUGAUAUAAACCGUCGUUUGUUAAAAUAUAAAAUAUACUUCUAUCGUCUACAAAACAAAAAAGAUAUAUAAAAAUA